UUGGAGAUGGCAGCCAGCUGAGAUGAAGGAGACUUGCAUGGCAAGUUGCUAGGUUUCACGUGAUCUGCUGCCUUUGUAAGUUAGAAGGCCAUCAUGGACGUGGACAUAGACAUAGACACUGAACAACUCUUUACUGAAGAAAAGCCAAAAAACUAUGCCCAGCCCGAUGUCCUGUGUCACACCUUUGACCUUCUCUCUUGCCUUCACAAGUUGCUCCCAAAUCAGAUGGUGGAAGUGCUUCAUUCCUACAGAAGCGAAGAGGACAAAACCAAAUGUGAGAAGCCUGAAUUCUCUGGCCUAGAAAAGAUCUUAGCAAGACAUCAGUUGCCAAAAGAGAUUAGUCUAUCCCCAAAGCCAAGCCAUAUGCCCUCAUGGAAAAGAAAAAUAAUCAACAAUAUUAGUGGCAACUGGAAGAAAUGUCACCUGUGGCAGAAAAGCACCUAUGAGCCACCCAUGGGAACCAUCGUUGCCAGGUGGACCAAAAAGAAUUUGCAACCCACGGAGGACCUCAAAUCAGUCAUUCAAAGACUGACAGCACUUGGCCCAAUCAUCUCAGUCACUCCUUGUGGACGACAAAGUGCUGUCGUGGUGUUCAGAGAUGUCACCUCUGCUUGUAAGGCUGUGAGUGCUUUUCAGUCCAUGUCGGGAGGCUCAAUGUUCCAGUGCUCAUGGCAGCAUCGAUUCAUGACAAAAAAUAAAACUUGGUCAGGAAAAUUUCCUUCAAAAGUACACUCAGAAAAAAAGGAGAGACAGUAGCCAAGGAGCCAUAAACAGCCGUUGUGUAUCUGCUGUGUGCAGGGCUCUGG
This is a messenger RNA of Grammomys surdaster, 806 nucleotides long. RefSeq names its product chromosome unknown C6orf201 homolog (gene CUNH6orf201). NCBI's taxonomy places the organism in Eukaryota, Metazoa, Chordata, Mammalia, Rodentia, Muridae. Bases 94 to 756 code for a protein of 220 amino acids. The record is from RefSeq and is a predicted model, not a curated record. The transcript is spliced from 5 exons.